Purpureocillium lilacinum is the source of this 1911-nucleotide messenger RNA. RefSeq lists its product as uncharacterized. Gene Ontology annotation, molecular function: transmembrane transporter activity. Lineage: Eukaryota; Fungi; Ascomycota; Sordariomycetes; Hypocreales; Ophiocordycipitaceae. The record is from RefSeq and is a predicted model, not a curated record. Gene Ontology annotation, biological process: transmembrane transport. Gene Ontology annotation, cellular component: plasma membrane.
AUGACAGCGACGCGGCGGGCGCAGCAUGAUGCCCCUGGUCUGAAUCCGGAUCCUCACGGCGGCCUUGAUGUCACCAAUGGCGCUGCCCUAUCGCCUUCGGACGUUGGUCUUCAGGACGAGAAGCGCCAACCGCCAAGGUCCCCAGACACAAGGCUGGACGCCGACUCGCCCAUCGCCUACUUCUAUCUCGACUUUGAUACCCCCCUGCCCACGGUCCCUCCUCAACACCAUGACCUGGGUCAUGACCCUCCAGCCGAUGGCGGCCGCGACGCCCUGCCGUCCUGCCCGGACCUUCGCCCGUACAUCUCGCCGUUGCAAUGGGGACCCGCGCGCAAGAACCUGCUCCUCGGUCUGGCAUGUACCGCCACCUUCCUAACUGCCUACACAGCCGGUGCCUACUCUCCGCCUGCCAACAUCAUGGCCCAUGACCUUGGCACAACGCGCAUCGUCGUUCUGGUCGGCAUCACCGUCUUCUGUCUCGGCUUCGCCAUUGCCCCCAUGGCCCUGGCUCCCAUCUCCGAGAUCUGGGGCCGCUAUCCCGUCUUUGUCGUCGCCGGCAUCAUCUUCGUCGUCUUUCAGGCCGUAUGUUCUGUUAUGCCAGACGUCGCCGGCAUGCUCAUCGCUCGCUUCCUGGUCGGCGUUGGUGCAUCCGUCUUCAGCUCCGUCGUUGGCGGACUCAUUGCCGACCUGUGGGACAAGGAAGAGCGUAAUACACCUAUGGCUCUCUUCAGCGGCUGCGUCCUCGCCGGCACCGGCGCCGGACCCCUGGUUGCGACCGCCCUCAUCGACGACAUCGCCGACCCUACGAUCGCCUGGAAAUGGACUUUCUGGCACCAGGUCAUCAUGGAUGCCAUUCUCGUUCUCGCCAUCGUCUUGUUCGGUAGUGAGAGCAGAGCCUCGGUCCUUCUGUCCCGCAAGGCCAAAGUCCUCAACGCCUGGUACGAGAAGCUGGAGCGACGGGGCGUCUACGGUUUGUGGAUCGCCCAACCUUCCGACAUGGUCGUCGCUGCCUCUGCGCGCUGUAGUAUACAGACUUCGACUGCCGACACGAACCCGAGUCAGCCAGAGCUCAAGGAUCUUAGCGGUGACGAUGAUCUCUCGUCGAGCAGCCGGCUGCAGCGGGUGCGAUGGGUGGUACGGGCCGACGAAGAGCGGCCGGCCCUGCCCAAGCUCAUUUCUCUUUCCGUUCGUCGGCCCUUUUACCUACUCCUGACGGAGCCCGUCGUCUUUUGGUUCUCCCUCUGGGCCGCCUUCUCUUGGGGUGUGCUUUACUUGUCCUUCUCCGUCGUUCCCUUCCUGUACAAGACGGAUCUCGACCGCUCGAGCCGCGUCUACGUCUCCAUGAUGGUAGCCGCCGCCGUUGCCACGGCUGUCAGCAUCGUCCAGGAGCACCUCCUGAAACACCCGCAGUGGCGCACGCACCCGGAAGACUCGUCGUUCCGCUACUCGGACUCGCGGCUUUGGGCUUUCAUGCGCCGUAGAUUCCCCGCCGAGGCGCCCGAGGCGCGGCUUUACUUUGCCUGCAUCACCGCCAUGAUGCUUCCCGCCGGGUUGUUCGGCGGCUUCCUAUGCCCCCGCGACAUGGACGGCUACGCCGAGGCCGUCGGGCUGGGCUUCGCCCUCUGGGGCAUCUACUCCGUCUACCUCGCCACCUUCAACUACCUCGCCGACACGUACCACAUCUACGCCUCGUCGGCCCUCGCCGCCCAGAGCUUCUGCCGCAACGUCCUCGGAGGCGCCUUUCCCCUGCUGACGAGCGCUAUGUUUACCAAGCUUGGGCUGCGCGGCGCGGGCGGCCUUCUUGGCGGUAUCGCGACGGUCCUGACCGUGACACCUUGGGUUCUCGUAUUCUGGGGGGAGAGGAUCCGCGCGCGCAGCAAAUUUGCCAUUUCUUUGCAACAUAACGACUAA